AUGAAUAUCUCUCUUAUGAAUGACGAGGAGUUUUCCGUCUGGUUGGAGGCGUACAUUGGAGCGCCGGGCCCUGCUCCGCCCGAUGCCUCGACCUCGUCCCCAGACGCUGCUAGAGCUCUUCGUCUCGAUCACCUCGCCACACACACGGCAAAAAGAAGACUCAGGCGGAACGAUGAACUCGGUAAUAAGCUUAAUGAUCAAGAGAUUCAUCUAAGACUUUACGCCGUAGAUGUAUCGCCGCUGCUGGACCCCGAACUGGCAUGGAGGCUGUUGUUGGCGGCGGAUACUCUCCUAGAACGCUACCAGAUGCGCAGUCAAGACAUGCUAGAUCUGGAACUAUCGAUUUCUCGUUUGGAGCGUGCUAGCUCACUUAUAGAGGAGGGGAAUGAGCUUUUCCCAGAUUACCUUGUGGUGUACGGACGCGCUCAUCGCUGUCACUUCGAGGUGACUCAAGACCUUUUCGAUCUUGGAAGGACCAUCCAGACCCUCGCUUCAUUCCUGCACGUGGUAGAUGGGAACCCAAUGCUGCUACAGGUCUAUUCGAAUCUCUUGAUGGAUCGGUUCGAGAUUUCAGCGACGCACCAGGAUCUGCAGGCGGCCAUUGAGCGGGCUGAGGCUGUUCGAAACUUUGUCGAUGCUGGGGCCGACACUCAGAUAUUUGCCCUUUCAAACCUUGCGGAGUGUCUGUCAGAGUUGUCUGACCUUCAGAUUGGUGAUGUAGACACGCAUCUGGAUCGUGCGGUGAUGAUGGGACUGGAGGCGAGGGAAUUGGUUCAGCGGCCAGACUGCCCCGUUGCGGACGUCGCCUUUGUAUACGGAAGUCUCUCAUACGCGCACUAUCGUCGUUAUCUACAUUCUCUAAGACCUGCAGAUGUACAACAGGCGCUUGAAAACGGAAGGAGAGCAGUAGAGCUCUGUGGAAACGGCCAUCCCGACAAGGCCCGAUGGACAAACCAACUUGGACUGGUCUACAUAGCCCACUUCCACCACCUGGCCGAUAGAUCCGACCUGGAGAACGCCACUGGCCUAUUUCAGCAUGCCAUUGAGCUCUCUUCGGAGCGUGGUCAAACCCGUGGGCUAGCACUCAGCAACCUAGCAGAUGCGUUGGCGUCCAGGUUCGAUUUGACUGGGGAGACCGAAGCUCUGGACAUUGCAGUCGCCAAGUACCGGGCCGCAGCCAACCAACUCAACCCGCAUGUCGUGAAGUCAGCCGAUAACCUACAAAACCUUGGGAGUAUCUUGAUCAGUGCGUACCGCCGCCACUUGGAAGACGAGUAUUUGGAUGAAGCCGUGGACGUCCUCAACCGAGCCCUGUUGAGAUACCCUGACGGCCAUGUGGACAUUGGAUUCACUCACUCUUUGCUCUGCGAGGCACUGGUAAAUAAACACAGACACGUGGAGUCUAGCCAACAAGAAAACAUUCAGAGUGCUAUCGACCAUGGAACGAAGUCGAUACUACUGGCUGGGCAAAAUGAUCCACGCAUGCACCGUCUUCAACAAACCCUUUCUAUGGCCUACCAGACCAAGUGGGAAGAAGGAAACCGUGGAGAAAAGGCGGACUUGGAGAAAGCAAUCGAGAUGUCGAGGAAAUGCCUUGAUGCGACACCACAGGAUUCUUCGGAUAGAGCAAGACUCCUCGGCUGGCUCGGCGGCCUGCUUGUGGCACAGCUAUUUGACAACGAUCCAGACGCCGAUGCUUCUACCUUUACUGAGCCCCUCAGUCUCUUCACAGAAGCAGUAAACUUACCAAAUGGCUCGCCUCUCAUGCGAAUAAAAGCUGCUCAAAGGGCGGUCAGAAUCCUCACAAACCAGCACAGGUGGGAGGAGGCAAAGCCAAUCGGCUUGGCGGCCAUGCAGCUGCUACCCCGAGUCUGCGGCAGAUACCAGUCCUUGCAAGACCAGCAGCAGGUUGUUUCACAAACCUCAGGCCUGGCAUCCGAAGUUUGCUCCUUGUUGCUACAGCUGGGGGAACCUGAUGAAGCCCUUGCACAGCUCGAAGCAGGCAGAGCCAUGAUACUAGGAUUUGCCAUGGACAACACUGACGAAGUAACCGCCCUACAAGAAACCGAAAAGGGCCUCGCGAAGGAGUUUUUGGACAUCAGGGCGAAGUUGCACAUCCCGUCCGAUCUUCAAGGUUCCCGCCUUGGAGAGGUCAGACUACGAGAAAGAAGGGCCGCUGAAGCAGACCUUGUCAAAUGCCUUGAAAAGAUUAGAAACCUUGACGGCCAUCAGGACUUCCUUCGUGAGCCUCCUAUUGAUCACUUGAAGUCAUGCACCAGAGAGGGCAUCGUCGUCAUGGUGAACAUCAGUUACUUGAGAAGUGAUGCCAUCAUUCUCGUCGACUCACGCACGCGGGUUGUGCCGCUUUCAGGGCUCCAACCCCAAAAGAUAGUGGAAUUUGGCGUGCAGCUGAUUUCGGGAUUUUCCAUUGUGGAUUUUCCUGUGAAGCGAGCCAUCCAGAUCGUCUCGAAGAAGGUUCCCAAACAGGCGAGACAGCCCUCGGCAGGCUUUGCUGGCUGGCUAUGGGACAACUGUGUACGGCCCGUGUUUGACGAGUUGAAGCGCUACGGAGCCAUGUCUAGCGAUGGUGAACCACCCCGGAUUUGGUGGAUAGGAUCUGGGGGUGCCGCUGGGUUUCCUUUCCAUGCGGCUGCAUCGGAGACUGACCCUGACCAGGACGCGUUGUCUCUGUCAGUCUCAUCGUACACGCCAUCCAUCAAGGCCCUGUUGCACGCCAAGCAGCGUUCUGAUCGGUCUCGGGCGCUGAGGAGGAAGAUAGAUCAGGAGGAACUGGAUUUGACUAUCGUCACAAUGGAAACAACACCCGGAAAUCACGCCCCUCUGCCAGCAGUGCGGGAGGAGAAGGAAGUCAUUGCAGAUCUCACCAAUGGCAAGUGGAAAUGCACGCACCUACCUCAACCAACAGCGAGUCUCGCUCUACAGGCCGUCGCCACGAGUGACAUUGUCCACUUCGCUUGUCAUGGGGUGGUAGAUAGGGGCGACCCGUCACAAAGCCAUCUUGUCCUCGAGAAGUCCAGCAAAGAUGGCAGCACCAAGGAGGUUGAUAAGCUCACCGUCCCCCAGUUUCUCGCCCUGAACAAUCUCCAAAAGCCCUGGAUAGCAUUCCUCUCUGCUUGUACCACAGCUUCGAUGGGGACCUUUCGCCUCGGUGAUGAAGGCUUACAUCUGUCUGGGGCCUUGCAGAUUGCUGGAUUCUCUCAUGUCAUUGGAUCCUUAUGGCCGGUGGAAGACGAGGUCGGUGUAGAAGUUGCUCGUGCCUUUUACGAGAAUCUCAUUGGCGUUGCACCUGAUUCUGUUGACGAUGAAAUGGUGGCUUCCGCCCUGAGGGAGGCAGUGAUCAAGGUCCGACAACAUUAUCCAUCUUCGUGGACUAAAUGGGCGGCUUAUAUUCACUCAGGAGCUUGA
Fusarium keratoplasticum is the source of this 3426-nucleotide messenger RNA. Its product is annotated as CHAT domain-containing protein. NCBI's taxonomy places the organism in Eukaryota, Fungi, Ascomycota, Sordariomycetes, Hypocreales, Nectriaceae. Gene Ontology annotation, molecular function: protein binding. The transcript has a single exon. The coding region runs from base 1 to 3426 and encodes 1141 amino acids. The record is from RefSeq and is a predicted model, not a curated record.